Messenger RNA from Closterium sp. NIES-67, 857 nucleotides. NCBI's taxonomy places the organism in Eukaryota, Viridiplantae, Streptophyta, Zygnematophyceae, Desmidiales, Closteriaceae. The record is from the annotation of a GenBank genome assembly.
UUGCAUUUUGGGACCUUUGCAAACAUAGGCGGCCCAAGCCACACGAAGGAGCACACACCAGCGGCCAUGGCUAACAGUGAAUUGCAUGCCCGCCCUUUCUACGUCUGCAAAACAUGAAACAACAAACCUACCACGGUAGCCAACGGCACGCCCUUCGUCUGACGAGCGCGUUACGAGAGUAAUCCGACCAAGAUCAACAACACCUUGAAAUGUCGCCGUAGGGCCCACGCCCUGCGUUACGUGCCGCAAAUACCGCGAUGGCAUGCAUCGAAAACAACAGGCCAGCAAGAAUCAACCAGGUGCUGCGCUCGUAGCUGAAGGACAUGCGCAAUAUGCGGCAGGCCAAGGCAGGCGGCAAGCAGAAGAUCGACCAAGGCAACAACUCUGGUGGGGAGAGCGCCAAAGACUGGUUGAUGCAUCAGACUGGUUGUUGCCAGGUCUUGCCUUCCCCAACCAACCCACCCCACACCCACCAACCCAGCUUCCCCAUGCUGCAUCUGCUCCCCCACAGAUUCCUCCCCUAUGUCGCGGGUACGGCCUCAGCAUCCCGUCUCUUGAUGGGCAACCCAACAGCAGUGUUUGUUGCCUAUCAAUCCAAAGUCCACACUCGCCUCCAUCCCAUGGCAGGCUGGAUCCUAUGAUGCAUAUCCAGAUGAGUCUAGUGUUGAGCUCUUUAGGGCAGGCAAGUGCCACCAUGACACACCAUACUCUUUCAUGGGCUAUGUACCAGCUUCCGCAUUUCUGGGAUUAUCCAAGAUGUCUAAAAAAGGUCAUUGGUAGAUGAAGGCACUCCAAAGGCCCUUGGUGAUAGGUCAUAAAUACGUAUCAAAGCAGCAGCAUUCCAAUCUCUAAUAGAU